Molecule: messenger RNA, 1752 nt
Organism: Diospyros lotus (date-plum)
Lineage: Eukaryota; Viridiplantae; Streptophyta; Magnoliopsida; Ericales; Ebenaceae
Product: zinc transporter 4, chloroplastic-like
Exons: 4
Coding region: 115-1476 (453 amino acids)
Biological process (GO): zinc ion transmembrane transport
Cellular component (GO): plasma membrane
Molecular function (GO): zinc ion transmembrane transporter activity
Source: RefSeq, a predicted model, not a curated record
GAGAGAGAGAGAGAGAGAGAGUUACGAAGAAAUGUCGACACUCUCAGCCUCAUUCUCCUACGAGAAGUCGCAGCUGCUCUCCCGAUCCAACCACCAAAUUCAAAAUAUGUCGACAUGUCUUUGCCCCUUUGCCUGGAUCCGAGUUCGAUCACCUAUAAACACCUUCGUCCUAUUCUUCUUUCUCGUCGUUCAAAUCUUCCGUUUUCCAAUCUCCAACCCCGCCGACGCAGAUUCCUCGCCAUGUCAUUCUUUCAGGACAUCUUGCCGUUGGUCGGCCUCCACAGAAUUCGGCAACAGACUCGGAGCCUCUUCUCCGACUCCUUUUUGCAUAAGCUAUCCCAGUCCAUGUCCAACUCCAGUUGCAGCGGCGACGGCUCCGAGUUGGAAACCUGCCGGGACGAGCCAGCCGCUUUCGUCCUCAAACUAGUGGCAAUCGCCGCCAUUCUCACCGCUGGCGUCGCGGGCGUCACUCUCCCCCUGAUGGGCGGGCAGCGGCGGUUCAUCCGCCCGGACUCCAACCUCUUCUUCGCCGCCAAGGCCUUCGCGGCCGGUGUAAUUCUUGCCACCGGGUUCGUCCACAUGCUGCCGGACGCGUCUUCGGACCUCACCGACUCGUGCCUCCCCAAGUUCCCCUGGUCCGAAUUCCCAUUCUCCGGGUUCUUCGCGAUGAUGGCGGCGCUGGCGACGCUGCUGGCGGACUUCGUCGGAACUCAGUACUACGAGAGGAAGCAGGAGCAGAAGGCGGCGGCGGGGGGUCGGAUCGCUCGGGUGGACUCAGUGGACUCGGGGAUUGUGGAAGUGAAGGAGAACGACGGGAAGGUGUUCGGAGAAGAGGAAGGCGGUGGAAUGCACAUUGUGGGGAUCCAUGCGCACGCGGCGCACCAUAGGCACAGCCACCCCCACGGCCAGGAGGCAUGUGAGGGGCACGUGACGGAACAUCCCCAUGCCUCACACUUGCACUCUCAUGGCUUUGCAGAUGAGAAUGGAGGUGGUGGCGCCCGGCACGUCGUCGUUUCACAGGUUCUGGAACUGGGGAUCGUAUCUCAUUCCAUAAUCAUCGGGCUUUCCCUAGGAGUUUCAGAGAGCCCGUGUACAAUUCGACCCCUUAUCGCAGCAUUGUCCUUCCACCAGUUCUUCGAAGGAUUCGCGCUUGGGGGGUGCAUAUCCCAGGCUCAGUUCACGACCUUCCACUCGGCAGUAAUGGCUUUCUUCUUCGCGUUCACGACACCAACCGGGAUCGCUGUUGGAACCGCCAUUUCUUCCUUCUACAACGCGGACAGCCCGAGAGCGCUGAUUAUUGAAGGCACCUUGGAUGCUAUAUCUGCGGGGAUUCUAAUAUACAUGGCAUUGGUGGACCUAAUUGCAGCCGAUUUCCUGAGUAAGAGGAUGAGCUGCAAUGUGAGACUACAAGUAGUCUCUUAUUUUGCUCUCUUUCUUGGGGCCGGACUGAUGUCCUUACUUGCCAUCUGGGCUUAGCUAAUCAGAGGAUUUAUGGGUUUUUUGAAUUUAUGGGUUUUUUUCCCCCCCAAUUUGGUUGCAAAAUGGUAGGAAAUGUUAUAUUGUUGGUUUUCUUUUUCUUUUAGGAUCUAUAUGUAGUUUAAGGUUAUCCAUUGAAGGGUUUCAUUAGGUAGGUGCCUUAAUUUAGUUUCCCUGGUUAUAAGGUUGUUACAAUAUGGGUAUGAAAUUUGUGGAUAGGAAUGUGAUUCUUUUCAAACUCUUAAUAGAUGAACUCGAUAUUUUUCGAUUCUUCCA